AUGCUUUUAGCUGCAGCUGCAUGCGCUGCAGCUGGCAUUACUUACAUAUUCAAUGAUGAUGGUGACGAUGAACAAACACCAACAACAUCAUAUGAGGCUGUCACUGUAUCAUCAACUAUUGUCGAUCAACAAGGAAUAGUGAAGUAUAUCUUUCAACCCCAAUGGAGAAGUCCAUGUUUGUUUGUAAACCAACAACAAAAAGGCACGAGUUCGUUCAUCAAUGAAUGCAAGUUAAAUCGAUACCGAGUACCCACGGAGACUAGUAGACAAGCAGCAAAGUCGAUAUUUGCCCGAAAUCUCUCCGUUUUAUUCUUCUGGUCCAUGCCAUUACGGGCACGAUUAGUGCAAACUGGCAUGAAGCCGUCUCAAGUAGUGGAAGAACUGAAUUCAUUCAAACCAAAUCUUAUGAAACUUAGUGUUGGAAUUCAGAAUGUUAACAGCGAUGCUGGUCGAUCUGAAAUCGUUCUUGCAGCGGAACAACGGCCGAAUUUCCUGAUCUCAAAUGAUACAUUUGAUUCCUUGUCGUAUAAUUCAACCAAAGACGACGACCUCGUUCCUUGUGAAGUAUUGAAAAAGAAUAAAUUGUCUGUAAACGAUCGAAAUAACAGUCAAAAGCGAUUUUGUAGUGAAGAAUUGAACAAGAAAAAUUGUAUAAGAAAAACAAUUUUCAACAAUGUAAAUCAAUGUGUGGAGAAUCUAUCAAAAAUUCUCAGUGAAUCAUGUUCAAACGAUGAGAGUCACUUCACAACAUUAGAAAAUUCAUCAUCAGUAAUUCGUUCCAUCAACAGCAAUAAUAAUCAUAAACAAAAUACAACUAGUAUGGAGAGUAGCAACGAACCUAUACCAUCGUUUUUACCAAAAUUCAAACAUCAGAAUACAACACUCAUUGAAGAAGUAUCCGAUGGUAUAAUACUACAUCGUGGUGAGCAUUUUGGUGUUUCACUAGGCAAACCUAUGAUACGUCGAUGUAAUUCACAUGUCAAUUACUGCAAAGAUGAUUUUCAUUCAAUUUAUCAAUUGAACCGAUUGUUGUCAAAUUCAACUUGCUUACUUAUGCAACAGUAUCAUAUAGAAUCGAUUGAAGAUUUGAUUCGAUUGUAUCUCGAACACGGGUCACAUCAUUUUACUGAACUCUUGAUCAAAUUGUUCAAAGUUGAUUCAUUGAUUGUACAAGAAUUGACUGAUAUACUUCUCGAAUGGACGAACAAAUUGACUUAG
Molecule: messenger RNA, 1218 nt
Organism: Adineta ricciae
Lineage: Eukaryota; Metazoa; Rotifera; Eurotatoria; Adinetida; Adinetidae
Source: the annotation of a GenBank genome assembly